This is a messenger RNA of Chara braunii, 908 nucleotides long. NCBI's taxonomy places the organism in Eukaryota, Viridiplantae, Streptophyta, Charophyceae, Charales, Characeae. The record is from the annotation of a GenBank genome assembly.
GCGGAAUGGAGAGAUGCGAUGCAACAAAUUUUUUUUUGGAUUAGGUGUCACGAUGUUCCGGUCUCAGCCAUGGGCCACCUUAAAGGAGCGAUCGAAGAUGCCUUUGGACCUAUUCUUCGUGUUUGUGCAGCAUAUAAGGAUCGUCUGUCUCCCGACCUUCGGGAUAUCAGGUUUGAUUUUCAGCCCUCCGCUAAACUGAGAUACAAGAAACGAUUAAUUAUUAAUCUGAGAGAUCUGGGUCAGAUGGAAAUCGAUGUCACCUGCGCCACCACUCCGUGGUGUUCGGUAUGUAGACGUCAUUUUCAUAAAGAUACGGAUGAUUGUUGUCCUGCUAAGAAAAAGAAAUCUAGCUCACAGGAGAAGGAAGCGGUGAAACAGGGAGAUGGUAAUGAAGGAGAUCGGGAGGAAGGCAAAGGGAAAGGGAAGGGAAAGAGCAAAGAUGGUAAGGGAGAUAAGGUGGAAGGUGACGAAGGGGAAGAAGGAAAGGGUAAAGAAGGAAAUGGGGAAAGGGAAAAGGAAAAGGGGAGGAAAAAGGGUAAGGAAGUGACCCCUGAGAAGGAUGAUGGCAAUGGAAAGGGAGAGAAGGGAAGGCAGAAGUGGAAGGACAAGGAAGGGGAGGACAAUGGAAAGAAGGGUGGUGAAGAGGAAAGCAAAGAGGCAAAGGAAAGGGAGAAAGUAAAGGAGCCUUCACCAAUCUCCAAAAAUGAGUUGAGGGUUGAAAAGCAGACAGAAAAGCAGAUAGAUGGCAGCGGGACACGAAAAGAGAAACUCAAGGGAAUUGAGACUGGAGCUGAAGGAGGUAAUAGAGGGAAAGGAGGAGUGGAAGUGGGUUAGAGUACGACCAAGGCCAGAUGGAAAGAAAAGGGGGGCAAGGGAUUGUCCUCUUUUGAUAAAGUGGCUGUUGUUGC